CCUCAAGGUGAUCGAAAAUGGCAGCUCCGGCGAAGCAGGUCGUGAAACAAAUUCCAGCAUGGAGAGCGACUUUGGGUCGAUGGCUGUAUAGCAAGAGUUACUUCUGUGAGCUGGGCUUGAUGAGAGAUGAUUGCCUAAACGAGACAGAAGAUGUGAAGGAGGCAAUUCGACGGCUGCCCAAGGAUUUGUAUGAUGAGAGAGUGUUUCGUAUAGCUCGGGCACUUAGUCUGUCCAAUAAGAAAACAGUGUUGCCGAAGGAAGAAUGGACGAAUUAUGAUAUGGAUGUUCCUUACCUCCAGCCGUAUUUGAAGGAAGUUUUGGCAGAAAAAGCUGAGAAGGCUGAAUGGAACAAGAAGUAACGCCAUUAAUAUUAGUCAAUUGUUUUCAGUUAUUAAAGUAUGAAUAUGUUUGGUAGACCUCCUGUUUAAAAAGUCAUUAUAUGGAAGUGACUUUAGAAUGGUGUGAAUUUGUAAAUAAAUACAAUGAAAAAAAAAUCUUCUUGGAAAAUA
Molecule: messenger RNA, 509 nt
Organism: Liolophura sinensis
Lineage: Eukaryota; Metazoa; Mollusca; Polyplacophora; Chitonida; Chitonidae
Product: cytochrome b-c1 complex subunit 7-like
Exons: 4
Coding region: 18-359 (113 amino acids)
Biological process (GO): mitochondrial electron transport, ubiquinol to cytochrome c
Cellular component (GO): respiratory chain complex III
Source: RefSeq, a predicted model, not a curated record